Castor canadensis (American beaver) is the source of this 1610-nucleotide messenger RNA. It is a transcript of the gene Gnb3, whose product is annotated as G protein subunit beta 3. Gene Ontology annotation, biological process: signal transduction. The record is from RefSeq and is a predicted model, not a curated record. Gene Ontology annotation, molecular function: protein binding. Lineage: Eukaryota; Metazoa; Chordata; Mammalia; Rodentia; Castoridae.
AGGAGUCGCAGCUGAGGGAGUGAAGAGGCGCCUGAAAACCUGGGAGAGGUCCAGCCAGAGCCCAAGAACCAGAGCUACCCCUUGACCUGUCCACCAUGGGGGAGAUGGAGCAAUUGAGGCAGGAAGCGGAGCAGCUCAAGAAGCAGAUUGCAGAUGCCAGGAAAGCCUGUGCUGAUACCACUUUGGCAGAGCUGGUGUCUGGCCUAGAGGUGGUGGGACGAGUCCAGAUGCGGACACGACGGACAUUAAGGGGUCACCUGGCCAAAAUCUAUGCCAUGCACUGGGCCACUGACUCUAAGCUGCUGGUAAGUGCCUCACAAGACGGAAAGCUGAUCGUGUGGGAUACUUACACCACCAACAAGGUACACGCCAUCCCGCUGCGCUCCUCCUGGGUCAUGACCUGUGCCUAUGCCCCAUCAGGGAACUUUGUGGCAUGUGGGGGUCUGGACAAUAUGUGUUCCAUCUAUAGCCUCAAAUCCCGUGAGGGCAAUGUCAAGGUCAGCCGGGAGCUCUCAGCUCACACAGGUUAUCUUUCCUGCUGCCGUUUCCUGGACGACAACAACAUUGUGACCAGCUCGGGGGACACCACGUGUGCUUUGUGGGACAUUGAGACAGGGCAGCAGAAAACGGUGUUUGUGGGACACACUGGUGACUGCAUGAGCUUGGCUGUGUCUCCUGACUACAAACUCUUCAUUUCGGGGGCCUGUGAUGCUAGCGCCAAGCUCUGGGAUGUGCGGGAGGGGACCUGCCGCCAGACCUUCACUGGCCACGAGUCGGACAUCAACGCCAUAUGUUUCUUCCCCAAUGGGGAGGCCAUCUGCACAGGCUCAGAUGAUGCCUCCUGUCGCCUGUUUGACCUGCGGGCAGACCAGGAGCUAACUGCCUACUCCCAUGAGAGCAUCAUCUGUGGCAUCACGUCUGUGGCCUUCUCGCUCAGCGGCCGCCUGCUCUUUGCAGGCUACGAUGACUUUAACUGCAAUGUCUGGGACUCCAUGAAGUGUGAGCGUGUGGGCAUCCUCUCUGGCCAUGACAACAGGGUCAGCUGCCUGGGGGUCACAGCUGAUGGGAUGGCUGUGGCCACUGGCUCCUGGGACAGCUUCCUCAAAAUCUGGAACUGAGGAGGCUGGAGGGAGAAAGGUGGAAGGCCAGGAAGAAACUCAACUGCCCCCUUGUACUCCUUCUUCCUUAGGUUCUCUUCUGUAUCCCAGGGGCCACUCCCACUAAGCUUCCUCCUUCGAGGACAGUGGGGAAAAUGGGAGGGUGCCUUUGGGAGGCAGCAUCAGGGACACAGGGAGCAAACAACUACCCCAUCUCCUCCCAUGGCCUCCCUUUCCCAUAGUCCUUUUGGUGUCUCCCCUAAUCAGCAAAGACAACCAACACCCCCUCCCUACCAGUACUUUGCAGGCCCAGCAGCCUUCCAGGCUGAAGCCCCAACCCCUAGGAAUCUUCCCCUAGAGUCACCACCUUUUGUCUACACCUAGCCAGGGUGCUCAGCCUCUUGACUAUGGCUGUCACCAUUAGGCUUCUGGCCCCCCUUUUCCUUCAUGCUUUCUUUUUCUACAUUUUUUUUUUCUCUAAAAGUACCUACAAUAAAGUAUAGCAACCUGGUA